Messenger RNA from Procambarus clarkii (red swamp crayfish), 2983 nucleotides. RefSeq names its product arginine/serine-rich coiled-coil protein 2. The record is from RefSeq and is a predicted model, not a curated record. NCBI's taxonomy places the organism in Eukaryota, Metazoa, Arthropoda, Malacostraca, Decapoda, Cambaridae.
AAAAAAAAAAAAAAAAAGUUUCUACACCCCUGAUUUUGCAUAAAUGACCAAGUUUAAAAAUUUAUAACUCAGAUUUAUGCAUCAAUUAAUUUUUUUUUUAAUUUGGGUAGAACUAUCUACAUAGUACAUAAUAUGUACAAUUUAGGAGACUCCCUAGAAAUUUGAAGUGGAACAUUAUUUUUAAAGUUGUAAAGUACUCAUUUGAAAAUGCUAUACAGAUACUGAGAGAUGUGCCAUUUGUGGACGAGGUAGCUCUUGACUGAUUUCCUUCAAACAUCACACGUUUCUUGAUUGGGAUGGUUUCUGUGUGUUGAAGUCUCGGCAAAUCACCCGAGAAGCCAUGGAUAAACAACUCAGAACAGGGAAAAAUGGAAAGGCACAGCACCUCCCUACAGGACUCGGACGAUGAGCCAGCACACCACAACCAGCAAAAAGAGAGAGGAAGUGUCAGACCAACGAGCAAUUCUACCCGUCCCCCAGGAGUGUCGCCGCCUGGUUCUUCUCCUGCACCAUCUCCACUCCCCAGUACCAAUAAUGACGGACACAAGUAUCACAGUGAAGCCAAAGAGGGCCCAAGGUCCAGUCUUCAGGAACGAUUGUUGGGUUUAGCUAGUGGAGGGACACAGCGGUCGUCACAAGGAGAGGACCGUGGUGGACCCAGAGAUAGAAGGGAAAGUCACACAAGUCCCUCUCAAGACAGGGAAGGUCACUCCCGCAGAAAAUCAAAGUCAAAGUCCCCAAACCUUAAAUCUCCCAAGGCAAAGUCUCCGAGGCCUCGGUCACCUGCUGGGGGCAACAAACAUAGUCGUAAGACAAGAUCAAGGUCAAAGUCACGAGAGAGAGAGGGACGCUCCAGUCAGCAGGGCCGAGAACACUCUGGAAGGAGUCAUGCCAGCCGAGAUCAAGUUAGUCAAGGACAUUCUGUUCGUGGUAAAGACAGUCGAGAAGGGCGGAGAAGUAGGGAUGAUGACCGCAAACGAAGAGAUGAAGAAAGGCGAAGCAGAAGGUCGCGGUCUCGAUCUCGAUCCAGAGAGAGACGGAGGUCGCGGUCCAGGUCCAGAGAUCGCAGGUCAAGAUCCAGGUCACGAGACAGACGCCGCCGUAGUCGCAGUCGUGAAAGAAAGAGGCCGAUGGAUAUUAGGAAAGAGGCUCAACAGAAACUUGCAUUGCUAAAAGCAGCGAAUCCAGACUUGACGGCAGCCGAACUCCUGAAACGCAGCAUGGAAGCGCAAAUGGUGGAAGUUCAAAAGCAAACUGGCAUUGCCCUUCCUUCAUAUUAUAAUCCUGCAGCUAUGAAUCCAAUGAAAUUUGCUGAACAGGAACGCAAGAAGAAACUUCUCUGGGGUAACAAAAAUAAACCGCCCGAGACUCCUCUUCCGAGCAGUACACCUGCAGUUACAGAAACUGUUAGUAUUGCCCCUUCUAUUCCUCGUCCCAGUGGAUCUGGGAUUGGAGGAAUUGGCACAGGAGUCAACACCUGGCGUCCUCCUUUAGGUUCAGGAUCUGCAGCUGCAGCUACAGCUGCAGCAGGAAGCACUUGUCCUAGUGGUGGUCAAGCUGCUCUGUGGGCCAAUACAAGAUUCUCCAAUGACAGAGACGGCAAGAUGGCAGAAAAGUUCCGCAGGCUCAUGGGUGUUAAAAGUGCAACUGAAACUCCACCUGCUGGGAACAAAGAAAUUGCUGUUGCCCCCAGUAGUGCCAGAGAGAGUCCUGGGGUAGACAUAAUGCAGAAGCAGGAAACUAUGUUUACCUCAAUGGAGAGACAGUAUGAGAUGGCAAGAAUUGCCACACAUACUCAUAAAGGCUUUGGUUUGGGCUUCACUAGUCAAUCAUUUAUGCCAAAGUAGUGAUAUUGCAAAGUUAUUGUCCAUAAUUAUCUCAAUUUUAUUUAAGUGUUCCUGCAAUUGUCGUUGGCCCUUCAUGAUGACGUGUCAUAACAAUACAGUAAUUGACAAUGAUUUCCAGUUAAAGCAUUUUAUCACUGAUAUUUAUUCAUGUGUCAGUUGUGUAAUAAGUUAACAGGGCAGGAAAUAUUGCAUAAUGUUUGUUAGGUGAAUGUUAAAAUUAAUAAAGGUGUAGUUGCUCUAUGAUGCAAGUUUUCUUUAUUAUAAUUAACAAUAUUAAGUAAUUUAAUUUUUACAUUUAUGCAAUGAUUUUGGAAUGCAAACUUAAUAUUAAAAGCAUUUAAAUAUUGUAAUAUCUAAAGCAAAAUAGAAUAAUCAAAAUGUUUAUUUCAUUUUAUAUUUUGUUUUAUUGUAAUGAUAAUGGUAAAGUUUUUGGAUUGCAGUUUUAUCUUAUCAGUCAUGCUUUAUUUUGUGCUUAUAAAUGCUGACUUAAGCCAUGUUAUGGUGUCAUGUAGAGCUGGGGAGUGAUGAGCUCCCUCAGUAGAGCUGGGGAGUGAUGAGCUCCAUCAGUAGAGGAGGGGAGUGAUGAGCUCCCUCAGUAGAGCUGGGGAGUGAUGAGCUCCAUCAGUAGAGGAGGGGAGUGAUGAGCUCCCUCAGUAGAGCUGGGGAGUGAUGAGCUCCAUCAGUAGAGCCGGGGAGUGAUGAGCUCCAUCAGUAGAGGAGGGGAGUGACGAGCUCCAUCAGUAGAGGUGGGGAGUGACGAGCUCCAUCAGUAGAGCCGGGGCGUGACGAGCUCCAUCAGUAGAGCCGGGGAGUGAUGAGCUCCCUCAGUAGAGCUGGGGAGUGACACAUAAGGCAUGAAGAUAGUGUUCCAAUAUAGAGGUCAUAGUGACAAAAAUGAUCUAGUCAUGAGUUAUUGCGAUGCAAAUUUUUUACUCUUAGUUUCAAACUGCCAGAAGAAUGUUAUGGGGCACAUUGUAGUUUAUGUUAGCAUACAACUCGGCUAACAUAUGAUCAAGUUCAAAUAUGAAUGCAGUUGUAUUAAACACAUUAGGAAAACACUUACUGCCUGCACUGGUAGCAUAGAAGAAUAUCAGCUGAUAAAUCCUUCAGCAGACCUUUAAUAAAUGUUAUUUGUA